UUUGUGGGAAGACCUUUUUAUAUUAGAGAGGCUGAGGAGAACACACGUGAUCAAUGUUUCAAGAGUUUUGCAGAUUUUACUUAUCACGUUUCUGUUUCGUGACAGAUUUAUGAUCUGUUCAAGGAUACGAAGGGGAAACCUCAUCUUUUCUUUGAAGAAAAGUUUUACUCCAGAAGGGGGUUUCAGAAAAGUGAAAGAAUCAAAUGUGCUUUGAUCGUGGGUAUAUAUGUAAUAUGUAACGCUUACACAUGAUCUGAAACAUAUUGGUUCCACAAGAUUUAUAUAUGUAUGUGACAAGAACGGACACAAAAAGUUGAGAAGUUGGAUUGUAAAGAAUGAAAUCUUAAGUAAAAAAGAGGUACAUAAUAGCAGCAGAAUAGUUAAGACCUGACUUUCAGGAGAAGUGUUGUACAUUUAAUAUUAGUAGCAUCAGAGCAGUAUAAUAAACAUACAUGCAUACAUGAACGACCUCCAAGAAAAGAAACAAACUCAGGGGACAAAGAGCUCAACUAUAGCAGACGCCAUCUAUUCAUUCUGUUAAAUUGUAAUAAAGGUUUUGAGAGAAAUUAUUUCAGUUGGUGGCGCUAAUGCACCUAAAGCUAGUCUGCUAACCUCCAAUAAACCGAAGAGAAGAAGCCAUCACGGUUGCCCUCACAUUCGUUGUGUUGAGGCCUGAUUGAAAAAGAGAAUGAGUGAAGAGGAGAACCACCAUGUCUAAAUUUGAGAAAUAUUUGACUUGGUCGCUUAAAAGAAGAGCCAAAAAUCUUUGAUCUGUCCUCGGUGUGGAAAGAUUGUGGAAAUUGAAGCUUUUCACACUGACGACGUCAGGUUUGGUGUUACUGUAUAUACAGUAUAUUAUUCUUAAAAUGCCUCGUACUUGUGUCUACCCGGGGUGCUGGAACUUGGAUAAAGCAGUAAGAUUACGAGUGUCGGGAUCAAUAAGAGAUGGACAAGUAAUGUUCCAUAAAUUCCCUGUAAACGAUCCUUAUCGAUUGAUGCUGUGGCUGUUAGCGAUCAACUGCGACGUUAACACACCCCUGGAGAAAAUUAUAAAAUUCAGGAUAUGCUCGGAACAUUUCAAACUUGAUGAUUACAAGUCAAACGAGGGAACGAGAAGUCGCUUUCUGAAGUCGACGUCUGUGCCCGUGGCUUCGACGUUUUCGCACCAAAGAGAGCCUAGUCUGACCUUACCAGCAGAAGAUGAGGACACAAAGGACCUGGAAGUGAUUGAACGUUUAGUGAGCGAUCCAGAGUCAACUCCAGUAAAACUAAAGAGCUUUGAACAAGAUGAGGACACAGAGGCAGCUCUCGUUCUGAUGCUAAAGAGUCCAACUUCAAUUCCCAGUAGGAAAUGUCCAUCAACGUCUGGGACUUACAUUGCCUUGCCUCCGAUACGCUCCUGUUACUCAGAUAAACCCCCACAAACCAGCACAGAAUAUGAUGAUCUGGACAGUACAUUGCGGUCGACAGACAAGUGCGACGUCGAUUUCGUUCCGUCAACCACACCAACCUCAACUCCAGCUUUUGAGGAAGACACAAAGGAAGGGAUAUUGGAUGAAAGGAAAUGGAUUGUCAACGAGUCCAGCCUGAUGGGAUUAUUCAAGAGAUGCCAGGAGUGCGGAGCUAUCAUUACAGAAACGCAACAAAUAACGAAAGGGAGCCUCAUCCAGAUGAUGUGGAGUCCGUGUCGCUGAUGGAGGGAGAUUCUGUCACUCUACAGACUGGUGUUACUAAAAUACAGAAAGAUGAUCAGAUCCUGUGGAAGUUUGGAGAUCGAGGCACCAUCGUUGCUGACUUAAACGGCGCUGCUGGUGGAGAAACGUGGUUUGUCUGAAUGAUCAAACUAGAGACCUCACUUUCAGAAACAUCCAAAGCGAUCAGCACGGAAAAUAUGAAGCGGAGGUCAUCUCCAGCAGUAUGGUUUUACGCAGGAUAUUCCAAAUAGCUUUUAGUGCCACAGCAGCCACGCCCAUCAAAGCAGAGACAACCAAUCGGAUCACAACUUCAGCAGUGCCACAAUAGCGGACAGAGUCUGAGGAAAGACAAGAAAUCUAGAUCCAAUCAGGUCAAUACAAACAGCUAUACUGAAAAAAAUAAAAUCACCUACUUGAAGAUAUCCAGUAGAAUUCAGUGUUGGUGAGAUGUCUGGUCUGGUUUCUGAUGGGGUUGUUGAUCACACAGCUGUAGGUGUUUUUCUCCUGAUAUUCCACCUCCAGAGGUAGAGAGAGACUGAUGCUGAGAUCAGACAC
Molecule: messenger RNA, 2249 nt
Organism: Puntigrus tetrazona (Sumatra barb)
Lineage: Eukaryota; Metazoa; Chordata; Actinopteri; Cypriniformes; Cyprinidae
Exons: 6
Coding region: 867-1694 (275 amino acids)
Source: RefSeq, a predicted model, not a curated record